Messenger RNA from Oryctolagus cuniculus (rabbit), 3451 nucleotides. The record is from RefSeq and is a predicted model, not a curated record. NCBI's taxonomy places the organism in Eukaryota, Metazoa, Chordata, Mammalia, Lagomorpha, Leporidae.
AUACAAGGAAAAAAGUUUACACAUUGUAAACCUUGUGGCAAAUCACUCAGUUUUAAUUCACGAUCUGAAUGUCAUGACUGUGGAAAAGUCUUUAGACAAAAUUUAGUCCUAAGAAAACAUCAGCAACUUCACACAGGGGAGAAACCUCAUGAAUGUAGUGACUGUAGAAAAGCCUUUACACAAAAGUCAUACUUCAUAAACCAUCAGCGAAUUCACACAGGAGAGAAACUUUAUAAAUGCCUUCAUUGUGGAAAGGGCUUUCUGUGGAAGUCAGACCUCAUAGUACACCAACAAAUUCACACAGGGGAGAAACCUCAUAAAUGUAAUGACUGUGGAAAAGCCUUUAGACACAAGUCAAGCCUCAGCAGACAUCAGCAAAUUCACACAGGGGAAAAACCUCAGAAAUGUAAUGACUGUGGAAAAGCCUUUGGACGAAAGUCAGCCCUCCUAAUACACCAGCGAAUUCACACAGGGGAGAAACUUCAUAAAUGUAAUGACUGUGGAAAAGCCUUUGGAAGAAAGUCGUACCUCAUCAUACACCAGCGAAUUCACACAGGGGAGAGACCUCAUAAAUGUAAUGACUGUGGAAAAGCCUUUGGACGAAAGUCAGCCCUCCUCAUGCACCAGCAAAUUCACACAGGGGAGAAACCUCAUAAAUGUAAUGACUGUGGAAAAGCCUUUGGACACAAGUCAAACCUCAGGAAACAUCAGCUAAUUCACACAGGGGAGAAACCUCAUAAAUGUAAUGACUGUGGAAAAGCCUUUGGAAGAAAGUCAAACCUCAUCAUGCACCAGCAAAUUCACACAGGGGAGAAACCUCAUAAAUGUAAUGACUGUGGAAAAGCCUUUGGAAUAAAGUCACACCUCAUCAUACACCAACAAAUUCACACAGGGGAGAAACCUCAUAAAUGUAAUGACUGUGGAAAAGCCUUUAGACACAAGUCAGGCCUCAGCAAACAUCAGCAAAUUCACACAGGGGAAAAACCUCAUAAAUGUAAUGACUGUGGAAAAGCCUUUGGAAGAAAGUCGUACCUCAUCAUACACCAGCGAAUUCACACAGGGGAGAAACCUCAUAAAUGUAAUGACUGUGGAAAAGCCUUUAGACACAAGUCAGCCCUCCUCAUGCACCAGCAAAUUCACACAGGGGAAAAACCUCAUAAAUGUAAUGACUGUGGAAAAGCCUUUGGAAGAAAGUCAAACCUCAUCAUGCACCAGCAAAUUCACACAGGGGAGAAACCUCAUAAAUGUAAUGACUGUGGAAAAGCCUUUGGAAACAAGCCAGGCCUCAGCAGACAUCAGCGAAUUCACACAGGGGAAAAACCUCAGAAAUGUAAUGACUGUGGAAAAGCCUUUAGACACAAGUCAGCCCUCCUCAUACACCAGCGAAUUCACACAGGGGAGAAACCUCAUAAAUGUAAUGACUGUGGAAAAGCCUUUGGAAGAAAGUCAAACCUCAUCAUACACCAACAAAUUCACACAGGGGAGAAAUCUCAUAAAUGUAAUGACUGUGGAAAAGCCUUUAGACACAAGUCAGCCCUCCUCAUGCACCAGCAAAUUCACACAGGGGAAAAACCUCAUAAAUGUAAUGACUGUGGAAAAGCCUUUGGAAGAAAGUCGUACCUCAUCAUGCACCAGCAAAUUCACACAGGGGAGAAACCUCAUAAAUGUAAUGACUGUGGAAAAGCCUUUGGAAACAAGCCAGGCCUCAGCAGACAUCAGCGAAUUCACACAGGGGAAAAACCUCAGAAAUGUAAUGACUGUGGAAAAGCCUUUGGACAAAAGGAAAACCUACUCAUACAUUGGCAAAUUCACACAGGGGAGAAACCUCAUAAAUGUAAUGACUGUGGAAAAGCCUUUGGACAAAAGUCAGCCCUCAUCAUACACCAGCGAAUUCACACAGGGGAGAAACCUCAUAAAUGUAAUGACUGUGGAAAAGCCUUUGGAUACAAGUCAAACCUCACCAUACAUCAGCAAAUUUACACAGGGGAGAAACCUCAUAAAUGUAAUGACUGUGGAAAAGCCUUUGGACAAAAGGCAAGCCUACUCAUACAUCGGCAAAUUCACACAGGAGAGAAACCUCAUUAAUGUAAUGACUGUAGAAAAGCCUUUGGAAGAAAGUUACACCUCAUCAUACACCAGCGAAUUCACACAGGGGAGAAACCUCAUAAAUGUAAUGACUGUGGAAAAGCCUUUGGAAACAAGCCAGGCCUCGGGAGACAUCAGCGAAUUCACACAGGGCAGAAACCUAAUAAAUGUAAUGACUGUGGAAAAGCCUUUGGACAAAUUACUAACCUCAUAUCACAGCAGAGAAUUCACACAGGGUAGAGAACUCAUGAUUGUGAUAACUGUGGAAAGCAUUUAGCCAUAAGUCAACCUUCUUCAUGAAUCAGAAUUCACACAGGGCAGAAACCUUAUGAAUGUAAUGACUGGAAAAGCCUUUGGACAAAAGUCAAACCUCAUAAUGCACCAGAGAAUGAACACAGUAUUGAAACCUCAUGAGUGUAAUGACUAUGGAAAAACUUAAGUUCCAACUCCAAAUGCAUCAGAGGAUUCACACAGGAAAAUAAUCUUAUAAAUGUAAUGACUGUGGAAAGGCCUUUUUCUAUAAGUUAUACUCACAUCAAAACAAUUCACACAGGGCAGAAGCCUUAUGAAUCUAAUGGGUGUGGAAAAGCCUUUUUAAAUCAUAUGUUAUAAAUCAUAGCUCAUAUCACACCAGAGAAUUCACACUGGGGAGAAACUUCAUGAAUGCAAUGACUGUGGAAGAGCCCUUGGCAAUAAGUCACAUCUCAGAAUGCAUCAGAAAAUUCACAUGAAGAGAAACCUUUUGGACAUAAUGACUUGGAAAGCUUUUUCUCAUAAUUCAGCCCUCAUUGCACAUCAUCUAAUUCAUAUGGGGGAAAACACUUUGGAUAUAAUGCAUAUGGAAAAGCCUUUAUCCAUAAGUAGCACCUCAUAAAACAUCAGAAUUCACAUGGGGGAGAAAGCUUAUGAAUGGAAUUUAAUGAAUGUGAAAAAAUUUUUCUGCCAUCAAUCAAUUCACAUGAAGAGACUCCGAAAUGAGAAAACAUACAUGCAUAGAAAAGUCAUGUACCAUACAUCACCUCUCAAUGGUUACCUGACAACUCACAGAAAGAAAAAAAUCCUAUGACUGUAUUGUAAUGUGAAAUACCAGCAUUAUUAGGCAAACUUCCACAAAACAAAGCAAGAUUACAGAGAGAAGUCCCUGAAAUAUAAUUUGUUUGGAAGAAUUCUUUGGUAGAAUCACACCUUAGUGAGUAUUGGGCAGUUUUCAUGAUGAGUUGUGACAGAGAGUGGUUAACCAUUCUUCAGAAAUUUUUCUCUUAUUCAACCUGAACUUUUGGUUUCUCACUAUUGUGAGUGGGAUCAAGUAUAUGAACUGAACUGUGCUCUCUUGUGUAAAUUUUGUUAAUAAAUAUUUAAAAGUUGA